Molecule: messenger RNA, 429 nt
Organism: Phytophthora sojae
Lineage: Eukaryota; Oomycota; Peronosporomycetes; Peronosporales; Peronosporaceae
Exons: 2
Source: RefSeq, a predicted model, not a curated record
AAGGCUGGCCGACUGGUUGAAGCUAAGCACCCAAGCGUGGUCUUCAACGGAUGCUCGGCGCACGCCAUGAACCUGCUCCUGAAAGAUAUCUUCAAGAUCAAGUUGUUUGGAGACGUGCUGAAGAAGGCCAUCAAGAUCGUCAAGUUUGUGCGCGCUAGACACCUGCUGCUCGAUCAAGUUCGGCGUUACCGGCGCCAGCUACAAAAAGCCAGAAGGGCAGGCGAGUUAGCGGUCCCUCUUAUGAAGCGCUACACGGACAAAGAGAGUCAGGUGAAGCUGGACGAAGUUCAAGGUAUUGUCAACGAUAAGCAGUUUUGGAUCAAGGCGAAGGUUGUCGUUCGGCUGACGAAACCGGUUACACGAGCACUAGCUGUCCUGGAGACGGAUGCUUGUUCGAACUCAAUGAUCCUGCACGAGUUUCUUCGGCUG